Messenger RNA from Spodoptera exigua (beet armyworm), 823 nucleotides. NCBI's taxonomy places the organism in Eukaryota, Metazoa, Arthropoda, Insecta, Lepidoptera, Noctuidae. The record is from the annotation of a GenBank genome assembly.
ACGUCACGGCGUCACUUCACUGGUUUGUGUUAUGUGAAUAGUGAAGUCGUUUUUUUUCUCUUGUCUUGUCGGCAAUCAGUGGAAGCGUAGUAAUAGAAUUUUUGAUAAAUAUUAAAUUGACUGAUAUUUAGCGAUAUUCAAGAUGAAGAAAGUAAUAUUUGUAUGUUUGUUAUCACUCUCCGUGUGUCUCAGCGCACCAAACCAGCCACAAGAAGCGGCUCCGGCAGCUACAGCUCCUGCCGCUGCUCCGGUUGCUACAGGUACAGAUGCGAGCGCUGCACCGAAACCAGAGCAUCCUGUAGCUAAGGCGAAUGAGACCGCACCUAAGGCGGCGGCAACAGUACCGGCACAGAAUACUACGGCUACCAACAGUACGCAACCAGCUCCAGCGUCAAACGAGACUACUACUAAGACCAACGAAACUAAACCAUCUGAGAAAACCAACUCGACAGACGCUAAAACCAAUGCUGACGCUACAGUGAAACCCACUGAGAAAGUACCAGAACCAGCGAAAGAAAAAACUGAAAACAAAACAGCAGCCCCCGUUGCUCCAACUAACGGUACUAACGCAGAUAGCAAGGAUGGAAAGAAGAAUGAAACUACUCCCACACCGAAGGCUGACAAUGUUAUCCCCACUGUUGCGCCUACGGUCCAAACUAAAACCAGAGCAUUCGAUGGACCGAGCUUCAUUGGAGGCAUCAUUUUGACUCUGGGUCUCCUCGCCAUCGGUUUCAUGGGCUUCAAAUACUAUAAGAACCAAACCGAAAGAAACUACCAUACUCUCUAAAUAAUUGAAGUUCACACUAUUCUAAGUGCACCAAAC